This is a messenger RNA of Rhododendron vialii, 1658 nucleotides long. Its product is annotated as UDP-rhamnose/UDP-galactose transporter 2. The record is from RefSeq and is a predicted model, not a curated record. The transcript has 5 exons. Gene Ontology annotation, cellular component: Golgi apparatus. Gene Ontology annotation, molecular function: UDP-galactose transmembrane transporter activity; antiporter activity. The coding region runs from base 277 to 1335 and encodes 352 amino acids. Lineage: Eukaryota; Viridiplantae; Streptophyta; Magnoliopsida; Ericales; Ericaceae.
GUCUAGCGUUCAGCAAGUACUCCAAAAAUCUCCCAAAGUCUAAGGAGAGAAGGAAACAGAGGGGAAGGAAGGAGGACCGUUUGAAUCCCAUAAAGCCAAGCCCUCUUUCUUUCUUUUUAUUUCGUCGGAGUAUUCUUCUUCUUUCUUCUCCUUCUUCUUCUUUUUCUUCUUCUUACUUGGAUAUUAAUAUCUGCGUCACUCUCUGAGAUCUAUCUCAACCGACAGAUCCUUUUUCUUGUGCUUGUAUAACCGCAAGUGCAAGAGUCGGCCGGUGAGAUGAGAUCGGAAGAAAAAGUAAUGGAGGGGGAGAAAAAACCUUCGGCGUUGUCGGAUGUGGGUGCUUGGGCGAUGAACGUGAUAAGUUCAGUCGGAAUCAUCAUGGCCAACAAGCAGCUUAUGUCGCCCAAUGGUUAUGCUUUCAGCUUUGCCACAACUCUCACUGGGUUCCACUUUGCUGUAACUGCAUUAGUUGGAAUGGUGUCCAAUGCGACAGGUUACUCCUCGUCAAAACAUGUUCCUCUCUGGGAACUCCUUUGGUUCUCAAUUGUUGCCAAUACGUCUAUUACUGGGAUGAAUUUGAGCCUCAUGUUGAACUCUGUUGGCUUUUACCAGAUCUCAAAACUGAGCAUGAUACCAGUAGUUUGCUUAAUGGAGUGGAUCCUUCAUAACAAGCGUUAUUCAAGGGAGGUUAAGUUGUCUGUUGUGGUUGUGGUCAUAGGUGUGGGUGUUUGCACCGUAACCGACGUCAAAGUUAACGCCAAAGGUUUCUUAUGUGCCUGCAUAGCAGUAUUGUCUACAUCAUUGCAACAAAUUUCGAUAGGUUCCUUACAGAAGAAGUAUUCGAUUGGAUCUUUUGAACUAUUGAGCAAGACUGCUCCAAUUCAAGCGCUCUCUCUUCUUUUGCUUGGUCCUUUCAUUGACUACUAUCUUACUGGGAAAUCUAUUGCGAACUACAAAAUGUCUUCUGGUGCCACUAUAUUCAUUAUUCUUUCCUGCUCCCUAGCAGUGUUCUGUAAUGUGAGCCAAUACCUCUGUAUUGGACGCUUCUCAGCAGUUUCCUUCCAAGUUUUAGGUCAUAUGAAAACAGUAUGCGUCCUCACGUUGGGGUGGUUGCUGUUUGAUUCACAGUUAACUUUUAAGAACAUUAUGGGGAUGAUCAUUGCAGUUAUUGGAAUGAUAAUAUACAGUUGGGCCAUGGAGAUUGAAAAGCAAUCCAAUACCAAGAUCACCCCUCACUCGAAAAACAGCCUUACAGAAGAGGAACUUAGGCUAUUGCAGGAGGGAGUUGAGAAAACAGCUGCGAAGGAUAUUGAACUCGGUGAGUCAAAGGGGUAGGUUGGCAUCUACUUCCACAGGAAGCACACUUCUCGUCUCCUUUGUAGCUUUCUUGACUUGUCUCACGGCAAGGUUUGGUGCACGUCUCCUGAUCCUUUCAUCAUUUGAAGGAAGAUUUAGAAAUUGUGACAAUGCUAGGCAAUAUUUGCUUUUUCCUGAAGUUUUUUAUCGUCUUUUUUUUUUUUUUGUAUUUAUUUAAUCUUUUGUUCAGGUGGAUUUGCAUACAGAUGAGAUUAUGGAGCAUUGAGGGGAAAAGAAAAUGUGAAAUCUAAUUGUUGUACAAUUCUACAGUCUAUUUAUUCAUUGCUGAACCAUUGCAGUUA